AUGAUCAUGUAUGUUAAAAACACGGCUAAAACGAAUGAUGCAAAAGCAUGGGAAAAAUUAUUUAGUUUAUAUCCCGGCUUAGAACAACCCAUUCGAGAAACAUAUAAUGAUCCAUCCUCAGCAAGAAGAAUCUAUAUGCUAACACCAACAAAGACACGAAGUGAACAAAAACCAGAUUUAACACGAUUAGCACAAACAUUAUAUUUAAUACCAAAUUUACUAUGGAUAAUAAUUGAAGAUGAAGUGAAACCAACAUUACGUGUACGAAAAAUAUUAGAAUCAUUCAAUAUUCCAUGUGUACAUUUAAACUAUCCAACGCCAUCUUAUUUGAAAAUAACAGCAAAUCAGUCUUAUUGGAGAAAACCACGUGGAAUGUUACAAAAAAAUAUUGGUCUCGAUUGGCUGAGAAAUAAUACCCAACCGACAGAAGAUGCCUUGGUUUAUUUCGCGGAUGACGAUAAUACCUACCAUUGGAGAAUAUUUCGAGAGAUACGAAAAGUUCAAAAUGUUGGGGUAUGGCCUGUUGGAAUUGUCGGCGAACUACUUUACGAAGGUCCCGUGUGUACUAAAGGAAAGGUUCAUUCUUGGUUUUGUUACGUCUUUCGUAAUCGUCAAUUUCCUAUCGAUAUGGCUGGCUUUGCAAUUCAUUUACGUUUAAUUCAUUCACAUAAAGAUUAUUAUUUCAAUGUUAGUGCUGAUAGCAUUGGCCAGCAAGAAUCUCAUAUUCUUUCAACUAUGACAACAAUAGACGAGUUAGAGUGUCUAGCUAAUGAUGCAUCGAAAAUCUAUGUUUGGCAUACGAGAACAAUACCAACAUAUUUGACAUCAGAAGAUAGAUUAAAACGUGCUAGAUUGUCAUACGAUUUGUUAGAAGAAGUUGUAUAA
Didymodactylos carnosus is the source of this 885-nucleotide messenger RNA. Lineage: Eukaryota; Metazoa; Rotifera; Eurotatoria; Philodinida; Philodinidae. The record is from the annotation of a GenBank genome assembly.